Onychostoma macrolepis is the source of this 2448-nucleotide messenger RNA. It is a transcript of the gene cd34, whose product is annotated as CD34 molecule. Lineage: Eukaryota; Metazoa; Chordata; Actinopteri; Cypriniformes; Cyprinidae. Gene Ontology annotation, cellular component: membrane. Gene Ontology annotation, biological process: cell adhesion. The transcript has 5 exons. The record is from RefSeq and is a predicted model, not a curated record. The coding region runs from base 139 to 933 and encodes 264 amino acids.
CCCCUGGAGCACAAGCCAUGCUUUAUCCUGUGACCCGCUCAUUUCUGUCUCAGGCACAGGAAACCCCUAAACUCUCUCAGCCUUGCCCCAGAGCCUGCACACACUCUCUCACACACCUCAGUGUGCUCAGAGACGAGAAUGGCUGUACGAAGAAUGAAUGAGUUCUGGAAAACAAUGGGUCUGGCUUUAAUGUUCGGCUUUCUUUUGCUUCACAGUUGUCAGGGACAGGACCCAGCAGAUCAGUCAGCAAAUCCGUCAACAGGUCCGUCAACAGGUCCGUCAACAAACCCGGAAAAAAUUGGGGCUACAAACCCGACAGGAACCCCCACAGCAGCCCCGACAGCAGCCACGACAGCAAAUUCAGCAGCUGCAGAUUCAACACCAGGUCCUGCAGCAGACCCAACUUCUGGGCCUGCUAUUCUAGAAACAACUGACACAAGAAAACUAGGUUCUUUUGACACUACUGGCAAGGCUGCCAACACUGCUGAUGCCAGCCAGCUUACAUCUGUACCAGGACCAUCAGAAACCACAGACACAAUCAACUCUGAUGUAAAGUUGAUGAUGAAUCCACUCUCAAAUCAAGGUUCCCAAAUUACACCAAAUCAAAAGCAAGAAGAGAAAGGGUCUUCUCCUGCUGUUUUCGUGUCUGUGCUGGUGGCCGGCUUACUGCUUGCUGCCAUAAUAGUCGGCAUAUACUACUUCAAGUGUCAUCGCCGAACCAACGGCAAAGGCAUGAAACUGGCUGAGGAGUCUUACAUGGCUGACGAGGAGAACCAGGGUAACACUCUGGUGUCUGUGGCCCCUCUAAACCAACCCGAGCCCCAGGAGAAGCCCAGUCUUAACGGAGAGUCACAAGAGGCAGUUAAGGCCCAAACUCCUCCUGCUGCCACCAACGGCCACUCUACCACCAAAACAGCAGACACCGAGUUGUGAACAAGCCGAUCUGCCACCAAGGGUCUGGGCGUAACGCUCAGUCCCUGCUUCUUAAACCCAGCUCAAUCUACUGCAUUGACCUUGGCCAUAAGGCACAAGGGAGACAAAGACACUGAGAGUCAAAUUCCCACUGCAAAAUGUUAAAUGUUCAAUUUAAGUUCAUACAGAACAACUUUUGAGGCAAAUUUGUCAAGUAAUCCUCCUCCCGAUCUAUCGAAAUAAAUGUACACGUUUCAGUGCUAUAUGAAAGAUUGUUGUCCGUUCAGAAAGCAGUUGUAAGUGCCAGUUAUGACAGUGAUGAUUUAUACAAAGAACAUUAUAUAAAUUCAAUCAAAAUAUGAUGCAAAAAAAAAAAACAUUUUAGUCCAAGAGGUUCACCCUUUGAGUAUAAUACAGUACUGCUGUGGGGUGGGGGACCUUUCCCAUGAGUCAUUGCUGGCUUCCAUAAGAGCAGCCAGGGCUGGAACUGAACGCCGGGAGGAUCCUUGCUCCUGUCCCAGCGCUCUACAGCUGCCAGCUGAGAGUAAAUCACAUCACACCACAGAGAAACAUUCAGAAUCCAAUGGACGUGAGUUGUGUUUUUGUUUGCGACGGGUUGUUUGUGUGAUUCUAGACUGUAUGAAAUGUUCUAUAUGUCCGUCUUUGUGUACAGUAUGAUUUGACUAGUUAAUAGUCUUGUAUAAUUUUGUUAAUAUCACUGCAUGACAACGUAAUGAUUUCUGGAGUUGCUGAGCAUGAGAAAUCAGUUCAAGCGUCAAUCUGUCAACUCCAUUUCAUUGCUGCAAACAACCCUUAACGUACAGUAAAAUCCAACCAAUUAGAUAUGCUGCAAAGCCCGUUAGUGCUCAGGGUGACAGCUAAUUAUUAUCUGACAUUUCUGGAUUGUGUUACAGCUUUACCGUACUUUGUAAACCAGUAUUAUGCUCUUUUUGUAAUAUUUUUAUUCUAGACAUUUAGAUGUAGUGUUUAUGGAUUGAGUGACUGACUUAAUCGUUUGAAUGACCUGCCUUAAUUACUAGAAGUUUCUUGGGUGGGUGCGUUUAUUUUGUAUAUGCAUUUGCUACUACACUGUACAAAAGUCAUUAGGCAAAGAAAUGAUGUAAUUGGGUGCAGCCAUGAAACCCUGGAGCAUCGUUUUUAGUUUUAGUCAAUUCACUCCAAUACAGUGAAAAACAGUGCAGACAAAAAAAAUAUUUCUACAUUACUUUUAAACCCAUAUCUUGUUCAAAUGCUUUACACUUCUUCACAAAAUUUCUGACACAAGACUGACUAAACUUGGGGUCAAAAUUUGGUGCUAGAGUGACUGUAUCUCUUAAAAUAAACCAAUAGAAAAUUAUGUACAUACAUAUGAAUACCAUGUCCUUUAUUUCAACUAUGACAUUUUGUUUUAACAUUCCGAUGUUCCGUCAUAUUUUGGAUCGGUGUACUAGCAUUGUGUUAAACUGAUGUAUGUUUGUGAUAGGAAUAAAGUUUUGAAAAAUAAAUUGAUAUGUGAAACUAUUCAUUUCUACUUUA